This is a messenger RNA of Nerophis lumbriciformis (worm pipefish), 3250 nucleotides long. Lineage: Eukaryota; Metazoa; Chordata; Actinopteri; Syngnathiformes; Syngnathidae. The record is from RefSeq and is a predicted model, not a curated record.
GUCUAUAUUAGAUAUAUAACAACGGGCGGGUGCGGUUCUGAUCAAAUGUUAGAUCGGGUGGAUGGCGGGUGGUUGACGACUUUCUGAUGCGGUUGCGGAUGAAAUAAUUGCCUAUCCGCGCAUCUCUACUGAGCAACAACUUGAGGCAGUUUAAUGUUGAUUAAUGUGGGCAGAAUUAUUAUAGUGUUCCCAAUGUUAAAAGGAUAAAGCCAUUGUUUACAAAUUUGGUAAAUAAAUAACCAAAAAUGUAUAUUUUGUUGUUUUCUUACUGUACCGAAAAUUAACCGAACCGUGACCUCUAAACCGAGGUACGUACCGAACCGAAAUUUUUGUGUACCGUUACAUUCCUAAUCACUACAUGUGGCGUUAUAGAGCUGUAUUAAAAAUAUUUGACGUCCAUUAUGUUUAUUGCUAAUGUUUAUGUCCUGAGCAAAACUAACAUUUGUUAGAAAUAUUGGUUAAAGUUAUUCAUGUUGCUAGCUUGCUAGCACGUAGCUAAUAAGCAUAUUUGCUACACAGCUGCUUACCUCUUAUAGUUUUUUUCCCAGCUGUAUUUGUAGGGAAAUAUUGCAGUAAAUGUUUACAUGUGUGGACCUAUCAUGAAAACGGAGAAGCCUUAACGUAAACUAAGCUUCGGUAAAACAAAUGACGUCGCCGCGGUGUUACAACCAUGCCCUCCUUUUCGGUUGUUAUCGCGAGGAAGUGAAAUGAAGCGAGAGUGUUUUUCUACGUCGACGCUUCCAGGGAGCCGUAAGUAAUGUCUUCUGGGGCUUGGACGCGCCGACACACAUCGCUGCUUACAUGAUUUUUUUAAUUUUUAAUUUUUUGAGCGUUUUUUUUGCUGCCACAAUUCUGCUUGACGUCGUUCCCGCGCAUUUGUCUCCACCAGACUGCCGUCUUCAGGGUUUGGACAGCGCCCGCUUCUUUCUUCUUCUCAGGCAGCGUCGCACACAUGGAGCCCCGCGUUGUGUGAUCCCGGGAAGGGGUUGGAAAGCUCCGGGCGAAUAGCACACACGCCAUCCCCCCCGCGAUGGUACCGUCUCCCCGGACUCGGUGACGGCCGAAGCAUGGUGCCCUCUGGCCGGGGGAGGUGGAUUUAUCGCACGCUGUCCCCAGAAAGGCGAUACCGGUGCUCGACGGAUUGGUCAGCCCACUCAUCUUCUUCACUGCCGGGGCAAAUGAGUCACGACCACCGCACGUUCCGCGAUGUAGAGCCGGCAAACACGGGAGGUGUGGAAGGAGCCAGUUCAGUGCUGUGGUGAAUAGACAUUGCGGCUGAUUUAGUGUAAACGUCCACUAUUCCGAAGCCUUUCAACAUGAGCAACCACAAGCCCCCUACCCAAGCUGCGUCCUCAGAGCUGGAGGUGAUCUCUCAGCAGGUGGAGGAGGACAACCAGCGUGUGGCCCCAGUUAAGCUCGUCAGCUUCUCAUACAGAGACUUACCUCUGGCUGCCCUAGAUGUGUCCCUUGCUGGAUCUCAGCUCAUUUCAAACCCAGAUGAAGAUGAUAACAGAGAGGGGUCCAACUGGCUGAAGCCGUGCUGCGGAGGGCGAGCAGCGCUGUGGCAAGUGUGUCUGGCCUCAGCCGGCUUCAACUGUGUCCUUGUGGCCUGCGUGGUUCUGGUGGUCGUCCUACUGACUUUGGAGCUGCUCGUCGACACCAAGCUGUUGCAGUUUAAUAACGCAUCCCAGUUUGCCGGCGUCAUCCACUGGAUCAGUCUGGCAAUCCUGUCAGUCUUCUUCACUGAGACCGUGUUCAGGAUCGUGGUCCUGGGGAUAUGGGAUUACAUUGAGAACAAAGUAGAGGUGUUCGAUGGAGCUGUCAUCGUCCUCUCGCUGGCCCCUAUGGUGGCCUCCACUGUGGCCAACGGCCCCAGUAGCCCCUGGGACGCCAUUGGCCUCAUCAUCACGCUGCGUAUCUGGAGGGUCAAAAGGGUUAUUGACGCCUACGUGCUGCAAGUGAAGGUGGAGAUGGAACUGGAGAUCCAGCAGUAUGAGAAGGCCAAAGCGCUAAGAGAGGAGCAACUUGACCGCCUUACUCAGAUCUGCCAGGAGCAAGCAUUUGAAAUCCGGCAGCUGAGGGCCCACCUGGCCCAUCAGGACCUGGAUCUGGUGGCAGAGCGCGAAGCAGCCAUGCAGAUCCACCAUAUGUGGGGUAAACCGAGCAGCAGUUUCCAUGAGGUGGACGGACUGGCCCCUGGGAGCUCCGAACAUCACAGGCCGGCCAAAGUCAGAGAGCCCGGGGGGCCCUCAGCCCACCACGGCCAGGACGACAUGAACAACUACAUCAGUCAGUAUUACAGCGAGCCAAGCAGCGACAUGGGCGUCCCAGACCCCGCCGCACGCGUCAUCACCACAGCGGCCAUAGACGUCCACCUGCCCGACAACCCCAGCCAGCUUCCUCCUUCUCUGGUAAGUGCAGACGCCAUGUCCGGCAGCGGCCGCUUGCAGCGCGCCAACAGCUCGGCGAGCGAAGCGUCCGCCACCACGGCGUCUCGCAUCAGCAGCCGCACGCUGGGAUCGUCCACGGACUGUAGCUCCACCGUGCGCGAGGCGUCCACGUCCACGGACUACAGCGACCAGCGCUGCUACCCUCCGCCCUACAGCAGCACGCAGCCCAGAGGAAGCCCCAGCGCGGUGGUGCAGGAACUCCUCUCCUCGCUGUCGGGGGACUCCUGUCUCGCCCAGAAGGGUUUGGACCCGGUCAACCUCAAACCCCCGAGCCCGACCGGUUCCACCAAAAACAGCCCCCAGCUGGAGCACAGGGUCAACAUCUACAACAAGAGGAACCAGGAGUCGCACACCAAACCUCUCAUCCACCUGCAGGGCAAGGAAGCGUUCCUGGAGGAGAAGUACAGGAUGAUGGAGCCAGUAGACGCUCCCAUCCAUCAUCUGUCGGAAACAUAAGACAGCAGGAACCUCAACACUUAUCAGGAAAUGACUCACUUUUAUCAACCUUUUACCAGCAACAGGCACAAACCUAAUGCGACGACGCAGCGGUUUUAUAAUAAAAAGCCUAAAAAAGGGUUUGAUGGAGCAACAGUGGAUCAGUGUUGCCAUACCAAGUCAUUUCUAAACUUCUGUCUUUCUAUUUUAACAAUGUUUGUAAUAUCAAUUCUAUGGAUGGAGUUUUGAAAAGGAGUUUUUUGGAAUCUAACCAGUCUGAGAUUUGAAAAUUGAAAACGUGGCUGCACAUGACAUGAAGUGGAAACUGUGGUGUAGCUGUGUAAAUAUUUCAAAACAGGAAGUCU